GCAAUUGCAAAAAAAACCAAAAGCCUCCAAUAAUAUUUUCUUUCCAUCCCUCGCCGCCCCCUCUCUUCCAUUAAAGUCCCUCCCAUCCCUUCCCUCGCAAUCCCCUCUUCCAUUAAAAUCCCUCCCCUACUUUCAUUUGAACCAAACAGAGUAGAGUCUAUCAGCUGAACGAUGGCGGGACGUUCGCCGGCGAUGAUUGUUACCAACACUCCAUCGAGGGAUCUCGCCUACACCAACUUCGCCUACUGCUCGCCCUCCGAUCUCCGCAAUUUCAUCCUACCUGGAUCCAGACUUGCCUACGCCUUGGUCGGCGAUGUCUUCGUGCUUUCUAUCGCUGGGCAUGAUUCUAUUCCUAGUGGCCAAAUUGCUCUUAAUGCCAUCCAACGGCGCUUUGCCAAAGUCUCCACUGGAGACUCAAUAUCUGUUAGCAGGUUUAUCCCUCCUGAAAAUUUCAACCUUGCAUUGCUAACCCUGGAAUUGGAGUUUGUAAAGAAAGGGGCAAAGGAUGAACAGCUGGAUGCUGUUCGUUUGUCCCAGCAGAUUCACAAAAGAUUUUCAAACCAGGUCAUGUCAAGUGGGCAAAGGGUGACAUUUGAAUAUCAAGGCAAUGGAUAUAUAUUUACUGUCAAUCAAGCUACUAUAGAAGGGCAAGAAAAAUCAAAUGGCAUUGAGAGAGGGAUAUUGUCAGCUGAAACCUACAUAAUUUUUGAAGCCUCACAUUCAAGUGGAAUAAAGAUUGUCAACCAGCGUGAAGCUGCUAGUAGCAACAUAUUUAGGCACAAAGAGUUCAAUCUUCAGUCAUUUGGUAUAGGUGGUUUGAGUGAAGAAUUUGCUGACAUAUUCCGUAGGGCUUUCGCUUCCAGGGUUUUCCCUGCACAUGUCACCUCUAAACUUGGUAUCAAGCAUGUUAAAGGUAUGCUGCUUUAUGGACCUCCUGGUACUGGAAAGACUUUAAUGGCUCGUCAAAUUGGAAAAAUGUUGAAUGGGAGGGAGCCAAAGAUUGUCAAUGGGCCUGAAGUGUUAAGCAAAUUUGUUGGUGAAACUGAGAAGAAUGUGCGGGAUCUAUUUGCUGAUGCUGAAAAUGAUCAAAGAACCAAAGGUGAUCAAAGUGUCUUGCAUAUCAUCAUAUUUGAUGAAAUAGAUGCAAUUUGUAAGUCUAGAGGUUCAACCAGAGAUGGGACUGGAGUACAUGAUAGUAUUGUGAACCAGCUUCUAACCAAGAUAGAUGGUGUGGAAUCUCUAAACAAUGUGUUACUUAUUGGAAUGACAAACAGGAAAGAUUUGCUUGACGAAGCUCUUUUGAGGCCUGGACGCCUGGAAGUUCAAGUUGAGAUCAGCCUUCCCGAUGAAAAUGGCCGUUUGCAAAUUCUUCAGAUUCAUACAAACAAGAUGAAAGAAAGUUCCUUUCUUGCUCCUGAUGUGAAUUUGGAAGAGCUGGCUGCUCGGACAAAAAAUUAUAGUGGAGCAGAGCUUGAAGGUGUUGUAAAAAGUGCAGUGUCAUAUGCACUGAAUAGGCAACUAAGUAUGGAUGAUCUUACCAAACCAGUGGAUGAGGAAAGCAUCAAAGUCACCAUGGAUGAUUUUUUGAAUGCCCUUCAAGAAGUCAUUCCAGCAUUUGGAGCUUCCACAGAUGAUCUUGAGCGCUGCAGACUUAAUGGCAUCAUGGACUGUGGGCCACGGCACGACCAUAUUUACCGAAGAACUAUGCUUUUGGCAGAACAAGUUAAAGUUAGUCAUGGAAGUCCACUUAUUACUUGUCUUCUGGAAGGUCCAAGUGGAAGUGGUAAGACGGCAAUGGCUUCAACAAUUGGUAUUGAAAGUGAUUUCCCCUAUGUUAAGAUAAUAUCUGCUGAAACAAUGAUUGGACUCAGUGAAUCUACUAAAUGUGCUCGGAUUGUUAAGGUAUUUGAAGAUGCUUAUAAGUCACCACUAAGCAUUAUUAUCCUGGAUGAUAUUGAAAGGCUACUGGAGUAUGUUGCGCUUGGACCUCGUUUCUCAAAUUUAAUUUCUCAGACAUUGUUGGUGCUCUUGAAACGGCUUCCUCCAAAGGGGAAAAAAGUUCUUGUUAUUGGAACCACAAGUGAAGUCAAUUUCCUGGAUUCUAUUGGCCUUAGGGAUGCAUUCUCAGUUUCCUACAAUGUUCCAACACUAAAGAAAGAAGAUGCCAAACAGGUGCUACAGAAGCUCAAUGUGUUCUCAAGCGACGAUAUUGAUUCUGCCGCAGAAGCAUUGAAUGAUAUGCCCCUGAAGAAGAUCUACAUGGUUAUCGAAAUGGCUGCUCAGGGCGAACUCGGAGGUAGCGCUGAAGCCAUCUAUUCUGGCAAAGAGAAGAUUAAUAUCUCGCACUUCUACGACUGCCUUCAGGAUAUAGUGCGCUUUUAAUGCUACGGUAUGUAUGCCAUUUUCUCUCCACGGCUUUAAUUCACACUGAAUGAGUUGCGUAGAGCUACUCUUUAUCUUUUCUGUGCAUGCUUGUUUCCCGUGUGAUUUGUUGAAGAGAGAACGUUAUGCGCCUAGCCAUCGAUGCUGUUAGAAUAUCGUGUUCUCAUUUCUGGAAUCGACAACCCUUUUCGGUGCACUGAUGCUUGUGUUCUUGUAGCAUCCAUCACUCACUAUCUUCACUAUGAUAGCUCCUUUGUUUCCUUGUAUGUAGUUUUUUUUUCAUGUUAUUAGUGUCUAUUGAGAAUUGUUAUGAUGUUUAUAUAUAUAUGUAUGGGGAUGCUCAUUAAAAAAAAAAGAUAGUAGCAACCAAUAUAUAUAUAUUAAUUACUUCAUAAACACCAUUACAUAAUUGGUGAAAACACUAAAAGCACACUGUCAACAAUCACUCACAACUAACUUAUUGAUGAUCACCCCUUUCAUAGUAACACUAAUAGUACAA
Molecule: messenger RNA, 2881 nt
Organism: Andrographis paniculata
Lineage: Eukaryota; Viridiplantae; Streptophyta; Magnoliopsida; Lamiales; Acanthaceae
Product: vesicle-fusing ATPase-like
Exons: 21
Coding region: 172-2382 (736 amino acids)
Biological process (GO): intra-Golgi vesicle-mediated transport; Golgi to plasma membrane protein transport; SNARE complex disassembly
Cellular component (GO): Golgi stack
Molecular function (GO): ATP hydrolysis activity; ATP binding
Source: RefSeq, a predicted model, not a curated record